GCCUCAGGACAGUUACAAAUCAACGCCAGCGCAAGCUCUUUACCAUCCAUGAACCGAGCCUUCGUUAUAGUAACAUUCCUAAUUUUUGCUUCCCUGAUCCUUAUCAAAACACAGACGGAACAUCAGCUGGAGCUGGGGCCCAUUGCCAAACACCAGUGUACACAAGCGAGCAUUUGCACUGGAUUUGGCCUGAGCUGGCGGAGACUCUCAGGGGUCAAUAUUCACAUUUCGGUCCUCCUGGUUUGAAGCGAAUGGUUUUAAAUCUCUUCGAGUGAGUUGUCGAAGUCAUCGGAGAGGAUGGCAGAGGGAGGUUUUGACCUCUGUGAGUGCAUCUGCUCUCAUGAACAUGCCAUGAGGAGACUCAUCAGCCUGCUGAGGCAGUCCCAGGCCUACUGUACAGACACAGAGUGCCUUCAGGACAUGCCAGGCCCCAACUCCUCGGUAGAAGGGGACAUCACUCUACCCAUGAUUAUUAUGGGAUGGCUAGUUCUAGCUCUCAUGCUCUUCUUGUUCCGCCCAGCCAGCUUGAGAGGUCCUUCAGCCAGCAGCAAGCCCUCCGGUCCCCAUGGUAAUCAUGGCAGAGAACCACCAGCACCUCCUGUGGACUAGAGAUUCCAGUUUCUUUAGUCCGAUGAGGGGGUCUGAUCUACACAGCCACUUGGAUAACAAGGUGUUUCUACAUGUUACAUUUCAAAAGAGGAAGCAAAUAGAGAAAGUUGCCCUAGUGGUGAAAGUGCUGUAUUGUAGGAGUCUAAAUUUUCCCGGAUUUAUAUAUCUGUCUUAAAUUUUUUUCUUCUUAUUAUUAUAUUUUUCUUCUAAAGCAUUAUUAGGUAUUUAACAAGUUGUUAAAAUGACAUAUAGGCCUAUAUAAUGACAUUUGCCCUAGAUCAGCCUGAAUAUGAAUUGUGAUCUAAAGGAAAGGUUACCUAGAAAUUGGGUGUUGUCAAACGAUUUGGGUUAUUUUUGAGUAGACUGAGGUGAAGAGGAAAAUGUUUCUUGUUCUGUGGUAGCCAAUACAUUCCAAAGCUAUGAUGACUUCACAGACAUGAUGUCAUUGGUCCAUGGAGGAGAAUGAGCCUUGACUGCAUUGAGUCAUUCUAAACACAGAUGCAAUUGAAAUGACUUAAGGUUGACCAAGACCACUUCUUAAGUAAAAUUUUUGUGCAAGAGGAAAUGAUGAAAUGGGCGUAUUCCAGUUGGCUCUUAUCACUUUUGACGUCAUGGCUGUGUGGAUGUUGUCAUGGUCUGGGAUCUGUUGACCACCGAGAGGUGGCUGAUCUAAGGCAGACCUCUCCACCCUGAAGACUUUGACAAUCUAUUUACCCUUUGUGUAUAAAAAUCGCUAGAGCAAUUGCUAGCAUAGCUACUUGAAUGCCAUUCUUUGGUCUCAGUUUUUCUGCAUUUGCUCAGGAAUCAUUAUGUAGCUAUACUAACUAAAACAGUUAGUCAAAUGGUAUGGGUAGCUGUCAAAUUUCAGUGGUGAAAAUCUAAAAACAAUGUAAUCUUUCAAAAUAAGAAAAAAAUAAGAAGAUAAAUUGGGUACUAAGGAAUUUUGGGAAUAUUUGUGAAGAGUGAGAUUGCCUUUUAUGUUAUGCUUAAAGGCAAAUCUUCAAACGGUAGCACUUAGUUGUAGAACCUUUACAGUUGUGUACAGAAUGCAAAGCUCCAGAAAAACACUAAAAAGAGGAUGUAAAUCUGCCCCAUUUCAAGUUUGGUGUAACUUACUCAAACUUCCUGUCUCUUCAGUUCUGUGAGAACGUUAGAAUGUCUUGUACAACUUGGUGCAGUUGGUUGGACUAAUGAUUUCUGGGUAGAUCAGUUAAGGUGCUGGUGUGGAUUUCAGGGCAUGUAAAUUCUAUGUAUGUACACUGUUCUAAUGAAACUGCUCUAUGACAAAGGGCUUGAUCUAUGCACUUUUGGUUACUACAAAUAAAUACGAACAAUAGCA
Molecule: messenger RNA, 1948 nt
Organism: Sinocyclocheilus anshuiensis
Lineage: Eukaryota; Metazoa; Chordata; Actinopteri; Cypriniformes; Cyprinidae
Gene: smim14
Product: small integral membrane protein 14
Exons: 6
Coding region: 298-609 (103 amino acids)
Cellular component (GO): endoplasmic reticulum
Source: RefSeq, a predicted model, not a curated record